GUUUUUUGACAGUUACUGUAAUGAAAUUCUCUCGCAAUCCAACUUGUUUUAAAAUAAACUUCGUCACAAUAAUUUCUUAAAACUGAAAUAAGUGUUAACUUAUGAAACGAAACUGAACACAUAAUACAGCAAUGAGCGACUCGAACGCCUUCGGAUACGAGGAGAGGCCCGCGGGGCCGGGCGCCGCGCUUUCGCCGGCUCAGCACAAGUUCUCCCCCGACGAGCUGCGCGUGCUAAGGGAGUGCAAUACGGAGAGCUUUUAUCAGCGUUCUCUACCUUUGGGCACUACGUUUGGGCUCGCGGCCUAUUUUGGCGUGCAAGGAGGUCGCUUAAAACCAAAUCCCCGUUUUGGUGCAUUUCCCAAAGUGACUUUGGCUGUGAUUGUGGGCUACUUUCUGGGAAAGCUGUCUUACCAGCAGGCAUGCGCUGAGAAGCUCAUGGCUCUGCCUGGCAGCUAUAUCGGCCAGCUGUUGAGGGAGAAGAAAGAAGGGAGAACUGGAAUCCAGCCAAAACGCACUAAUACAAUGUUCGGGGCGGGGUCAGAUGAUGUGUAUAGUGACGCAGGUCCCGGCAGCUCGCUGGAUCUUGACACUGAUCGUCCGCUGUUUUCUGACGACCAUUACCGGGCUGGCCAAGAAACUGGCCCAGGUCCCCUCGGAACAGAGAGUGGUCCAGCACGGCCCGUGCUGUCUUACGAAGAGCUGAGGCGCAAGAACCGCAGCGAGUACACUGACUCUAGGCAAGACCCAUAUAAAUUGGAACCAAGCAACAUCCCACCAGUGACCAGGGCCAGGCCCGAGCCUCAACCGUCACGUCAACCUACAAACAAAUACGGAGAUAGCAUGGAGUAGAAAACAUGUAACCAUCCGAAGGUUAUCAAUAACAUUACUUAUUUUUACAUCAGCCUAUCUAUACUAAUAUUAUAAAUGCGUAAGUCUGUCUGUCUGUUACCUUUUCACGGCUAAACGGCUGAACUGAUCAAGAUGAAUUUUGGUAUUAUGAUAAAUGGGACCUUAGAGCAGAAUAUGGGCUACUUUUAUCCCUAAAAUAAAAAGAGAAGGGGGUGAAAUAGGGGUUGAAAGUUCAUAUGGAAUGUCGUCAAUUUUCAGAUAUACAGUUUUAAUAAUUUGUUUAUAUAUCAUUAAAAAAAAUAUGAAAUUUGAUGUGAUUCAAGAUUUUUUUUUAAUUUAACCUCUAAAGUGGUGAAAUAGGGGUUGUAAGUUUACAUUGAUUUCCACGCAGACGAAGUCGCUGGCGUCCGAUAGUAAUGUUAUAAAUCUGUAUAAUCAUUAGGCAAAAAGCUUACUAGUGACUGUUUAUCUAUUUAUAUAUCUCUUUGCUAGUCAUCAUUAUCAAAUUGUUUUUAUUUCUUCACUCUCAUUACAUCGCACAGAUUUGUUUUUCUAUCUAUUGCCUAAUGGUAAUGCCUGAGACAGUGCAAAGUUUUGAAAUACGGUAUUUUCCCCAAUGUAUUAUCUCCAAAGCAUAUAAUUAAACUGGCAGGUAAGUAAUUGGAUACUGCAAAUUCAAGUUUGACUUAAACUUAAAUUAGACUUAAAUCUUUCUGUCUUGGUUUUUAUCUCACCCAGGGAAAUAAUGUGUAUAUUACAUUACUGAUUUUAUUGGUUUAAUAAAUGAAAUUUGAAAAUGCAGCAUAUAACUACUCUGCGAUAAAAUCCUAGACACACAAAUUUCACAAAAUGUAUUGUCUUUGUACAUUGUUAGAUAUCGAAUUAAAACAAUGUUUUGUUUGAAUAUUUUUUGCUAUCUUCUGUGACAAGCUGAUAAGUUUGUGUGGUGCAAAACCGCUUAGAUUUAUUUUUCCGAGCGAAUAAAUAAAUGAGAUUCAACAAUACUCAAAUGUGUAUUGUUGAAUCAAUGUCUUCUGAGAAUGGUGGUUAUGGAUCUGUGUUGUAAAAAAGUGCGUUACGCCACACAGAUUUGCUAAGUUUUAGCAGAAAAAUGGGAAAAAGAUAUUGUUAAUUGUCAAUUAUAAAUUGUGUGCUUUUUUGCAAUAUUUUAUUGUACUGGUGAAUGAUUGUACCUACUUGUUAGAGUUAUUAAUUUCACUAUGGCUAAUGUUAUUAUUAUGAGUUGUCUUCUUGAAUGCUGAAGUCUGUUAAAAAAAGUCUUAAACUUUGCAUAAUAAAAUUAAUGUAAAAUGAAUGUUGCAUAGUAAUAUUGCACUCUCGUCUUUAUAUCACAUUUUUGUAUAAUAUCUAGUCAUUUACUAACUUUAAGCUGCGACUGGAAAUAUUUAAAAUACCAUUGUCAGUAAAACUUUUGUAUUUUUUUUAUAUAAUAUGGUAUAUAUGCCAUUUUAAAUGCCUGAGAAUCAAUUUCAAGAUAUAAAGGAGUAGUGACAUAUGAAUGAUAUCACAUGUGGUAUGGUACGUGGUAAAUUAAAAGAGUGCUGCUUCAAUUUUCAAAAUUCUACCAUUUCAUGCAAACAAUGUGUCUUUUAUUGACUAAUUAUUAUUUAUUUAGUGUAAUAAAUUAAAUAAAAGCAAUACGCAUCAAUUAGUAUGCAAAAUUUAAAUAAAAUAUUUUUUCUCUAGUGCCACAUAUUCGUAUUUUUCUGACCUAGUGGUCAAUACUGCAAUUAACGUCACAGAGGUCGCCAUUUUGCUAAACAACAUACUAAAAGCGCGACACCCUCACUUAACAUACUAAGUUUGUGGCAAACACAACUUCUUGGCACUCAAUGCAAGUAGUCGCAUUUGCUAAUUCAACUUUAAACGCAAUCCUUAGGUUGAAUUUGCUCUGAAUUUCGGAUUUUAUUGAAUAUUGGACUAUAUUUAAAGGCCUUUAGGUAUAAUUUUCUUUACCAAUAAUACUAAAACUGC
Messenger RNA from Bicyclus anynana (squinting bush brown), 2846 nucleotides. Its product is annotated as OCIA domain-containing protein 1. The transcript has 6 exons. The coding region runs from base 132 to 851 and encodes 239 amino acids. NCBI's taxonomy places the organism in Eukaryota, Metazoa, Arthropoda, Insecta, Lepidoptera, Nymphalidae. Gene Ontology annotation, cellular component: endosome. The record is from RefSeq and is a predicted model, not a curated record.